Messenger RNA from Scaptodrosophila lebanonensis, 3439 nucleotides. RefSeq names its product tyrosine-protein kinase Drl (gene drl). NCBI's taxonomy places the organism in Eukaryota, Metazoa, Arthropoda, Insecta, Diptera, Drosophilidae. The record is from RefSeq and is a predicted model, not a curated record. Gene Ontology annotation, biological process: axonogenesis; protein phosphorylation; positive regulation of kinase activity. The transcript has 4 exons. Gene Ontology annotation, cellular component: signaling receptor complex. Bases 314 to 2176 code for a protein of 620 amino acids. Gene Ontology annotation, molecular function: protein kinase activity; ATP binding.
GAUUCGUUACGGAAGGAAACGCAACACACACAACACUCUGGAGUGUGUUGGAGAAUUGUCUUUUGUGGUUGUCCCGAAAGUGCAGUGCCGCGUAAUUCGAAUUGGUUGAGAAAUGUGCGCAUAAAUCGUUCCGACUCAGUGCUAAUUGAAUGUCAUAAAUAUUAUGAAAAUUGUUCAAUUUUUGAAAAUGCGCGCCAUUUGAAAGUCAGGAAGCGAAGUGCAACCAAAUAAUAAUUUAUUUAAAUUAGCAACACCAAUUGUUUAGUAAACAAUCGAAAAAGGCCAUAACAACGAACUCAAAGUACUGAACAGAAUGGCGAACAUGAGAGCCAACCUCACGAUUGGAUUAUUUCUAAUGCUGCUGACCAGCGGCCAAACGCAUUUCAAUAUCUAUCUGAAUCUGCACGAGGUGUUACGCCUAAUCGGCGUUUCCGCAGAGCUGUACUAUGUACGCGAGGGUGCCAUCAAUGACUACGCUUUGAACUUUGCUGUGCCCGUGCCGGCCAACAUCAGCGAUGUAACCUUCACUUGGCAAUCGCUCGUUGACCAUCCGCUCCCCUAUAGCAUCAAUGUGGCCACUUCGGAUUCGGAUGUCCUACCACGUCCAAUGUUGAAUAUCUCACGCAUUGGUGAUGUGCCUGUAGAUGCGCAAACCUGGGGCGUAAGUCUUAAGUGCUCGGGAACACGAGCUGCUGAAGUUACGGUGACAAUCAGCCUGGAGGUGAUACUGGAUCGUGAGACGAAUAACAACACAAAUCUGGUGUUCAAGCGAAAGAAAAUAUGUUUGAAAGAUGAGCCAGAUGGCGGACAUGAGGACUACGAGGAUGAGCCACAGCAUCCCGAGUUGGGAGCACACGAUGGGGAACACUAUGCCGAACAUGCCGAGGAUAAUGCAGAGCAUGUAAUAGCAGAUGGACAUCUGUCGCCCAAUGUGGAACAGGAUACUGGAGCUCAUCUGAGCACAGCAACAGAACGUGGCGCAGGACAACCAGCGGUGACUGUUGGCCGUGGUCCAGGCACAGAUUACGAUCCCCUGUUGCGCGAAACUAUCGAUCCACCCACCAGCGGUCUCAUUACGCUUAUCAUUGGCGGCCUUUUGGCGCUUAUAUUGGUCUCAACCCUCAUACUGAUUGCCUAUUGUGCGAAGGGACCCUCGAAACGACACCCUACGAACGGAGUCCAUUUGAUAAAGACAUCCAGCUUUCAGCGCCUGCCGACCAUUUCCUCGACGGCUCAUAAUUCCAUCUAUGUGUGUCCCUCGACUAUUACGCCCACAUAUGCUACGCUGACGCGGCCCUUUCGCGAAUAUGAGCAUGAGCCGGAGGAGUUCAAUCGCCGUCUCCAGGAACUAACUGUGCAAAAGUGUCGUGUGCGCUUGUCGUGCCUGGUGCAGGAGGGAAACUUUGGUCGCAUCUAUCGUGGCACAUACAACGACUGUCAGGAGGUUUUGGUCAAGACUGUGGCACAGCAUGGCAGCCAGAUACAGGUGAACCUCCUGCUGCAGGAAUCCAUGAUGCUGUACGAGGCCGCACAUCCCAAUGUCCUCUCUGUUUUGGGCAUUUCGAUUGAGGACUAUGCCACCCCCUUUGUACUCUACGCCGCUAAUGGCAGUGUGCGCAAUUUGAAGACAUUCCUGCAAGAUCCUUCGUAUGCCAGAAGUGUGACUACCAUUCAGACAGUGCUGAUGGCUUCUCAGCUGGCCAUGGCAAUGGAGCAUUUGCAUAACCACGGCGUGAUACAUAAGGAUGUGGCGGCUAGGAACUGUGUCAUUGAUGAUCAACUGCGCGUUAAGCUCACGGAUAGCGCUCUAAGCCGCGAUCUCUUUCCCGGUGACUACAAUAGUUUGGGUGACGGUGAAUAUCGCCCGGUCAAGUGGCUAUCGCUGGAGGCUCUACAAAAGUCCCACUUCAAUGAGGGCAGCGAUGUUUGGUCCUUUGGUGUCCUUAUGUGGGAGAUGUGCACCUUGGGCAAGUUGCCAUAUGCCGAAAUCGAUCCCUAUGAAAUGGAGCAUUAUCUUAAAGAUGGCUACAGAUUGGCCCAACCCUUCAACUGUCCCGAUGAGCUUUUCACAAUUAUGGCUUACUGCUGGGCUUCCAUGCCAGCCGAGCGUCCGUCUUUCAGCCAGUUGCAGAUCUGCCUGUCAGAGUUCCAUACGCAGAUCACCAGAUAUGUUUAACCAGCGGUGCUACAACAUGCCAGAACUUGUAAAUAUAACAAGAAGCGUCGUCGCAAGAUUUCCCAACAAACGACGGCCGCUACUUUGUAUCCAAAGACAUAUUUAAAUGAUAGCACUUAAGUGGAGAUCGUGGCCGGAUCUUAUAUAUUGAAUCGUGAUGGAUAUGGCGUUAGUGGAUUUUAAGUGGAAUCCCCCAUAGGUAACUUAUUUUUGUUUAAAGAGUAGUAUGUGUACUAGAGAGGAUGCCUAUGGGCUAAAGGUUGCUGAAUGAUAUAUGAUUUUCAACCGGUUGUAAAUGUUUGAAAUCGGAAUCGGUUAUUUAGGCCAAAAGACCGUUAUGGCUGAUACAACAAAAAUGGGAGCUUUAAGGAUUUUAAGCGGUUAUAACCGUUUGAACCGGUUUAUUGUUUUGCAAACGAUUCUAAGCGAUACAGAAAGAAAGCUUUUCUCAACGAGUUUACGGUUCUUAACCGAAUAUAACCGUUUGCACUUGAUUAAUUGACAAACAACUUCUGUCAAACCUAUGCGAAAAAUUCCGAACCGGUUAUGAAGGACUUCAAUCGGUUAUUUGAAUAAGAUAUUGCAGCCUACGCCCUGUUGGUCUCUAUUCUUAAAUGUAUUAUAAUACUAAGAGGUAAGCUAUCAUGCAAGUGUUAUUAUAAAAUAUGGAAAAAGAUGAUGUGACGUUUCAAUGCAAAUACGUAGAAGUUAAAACUAACCUUAACACACCAGCCCCUAAGAACUACAAUAAAGAGACAAACAAACCCAGUAAAAUAAAAAUCGUUAUAGACUAAGCAGUUUUGGGUUGGCUUGCUGCCCACAAAAGUUUCGCGACGUACAUAAAGCAUUUACAUAACACAUACUAGCUACAUACUUACAUACAUAGUCCAACAAAUAGUAGUUGGUUCAAAGAAAAAACAACAGCAAAAAAAUACAAAAAUUAAAAUGGAAAAUAAAUUAGGCUAGGCAGUGUAAAAACAAAAAACCAUCCCGUUUGUCGGGCUACUUGAUCGUAGUUUGAAACCGCGUUAAAGAAAAAAAAAUUAUCAUAAAUAUCGUAUUAAAUAUAGUAUAUGCUAUAUAAAUAUAUCUACAUGUAUUGUAAAGGUAUUGAUGUAUAUGUCUAACAAUAAGAUCCUAGUGCUAGUAAACUCCAUUUACCUAAUGUUAGUUAUGUAUCGCCCAGACUUUACCAAAAGGCUCUAUACAUAUGUAUGUUUCUUUACCCUACUUAAUUUUUGUUAAAUCAAAAGGAAUUCAAAA